UUACCAAAGGAAGAGAAUAUUAGAGAUCAGUGCCAAAGCUGUUCCCCUCAUUUCUCACCACGCAGUGUUCUCUUGGCCGGCCAUGAGCCAAACCAUGUCGGGCCCUGGAGAUUGGUUCCAAUUCUAUCACCAUAACCUUUCUAGUCAGGCGACAUCUCCGGGCCACGCCGCAUCUCGGCCGCCGCCUGAUCUGCUCGAUACUCGAGCAUCUGAUGACACUGUUGUCACCUCCACUGUCACUUCCGUCGCCACGUUGAUGACUCCACUCGGCUCCGGCGGCGCUGGUACCUCUAGCUCAAACAUGAGUACUGGUCAUCGCUUGAGCCCCGAAGGCCGUGUCUCCAAGCCCAUACGCAGGCGGUCUAGGGCUUCUCGACGAACCCCUACUACGCUGCUCAACACAGACACCACCAAUUUCCGAGCCAUGGUGCAACAAUUCACCGGUGGUCCUAGUGCGACCUUUGCCUCGGCCGGGGCGCACCCCGGUGCACCAAACUUUGGUUUUGGGUUAGGAGCUGCCGGCCGUCAAGCUCAUGUUAAUAAUCCUACUGCAAUGAUGUUGCCUCCGGGUCGCGGAUAUCAUCAUCUGCAGCCUCAACCACAGCUGUACCAACCGCAAAGUCAGCAAUACAUGUUUUCGUUGGGCAGCAACAACGCACCUGGGGAUGCUUUUCUUCAAAGACUUAGCAGCUCAAGACCCUCCAACGCAGGGGUCUCCGAUGGGUUUGUGAUGGAGGGCGUUUCAUCCUCCUUCCAAGUGCCUAGGCCAUCUAGCUCCUCCAAUGAGAAUAGGAGUAACAGUUUAAUGUUUUGAUAAAGACAGAAAGAAGAAGUUAGGUAUACUGACUUUUUUUUAGGGAGAAAUUGUUGACCAAUGUAAAUUACUGCAUGUAGAUGUAUAUCCUUUUUCACUCGAUAGCAAUAUUGUCGGCUACACUUGGCCUCGGAUCCGUAGGGUUCACCAUUUUUUCUUUUACUUUGGUUGCUAUUGAGUUGGGACUUGGGAAUUUGCUGAAUUACUGAGCGCAGGUUACGAGCCUGCCUAUAUUUUAUUCCA
Juglans microcarpa x Juglans regia is the source of this 1057-nucleotide messenger RNA. RefSeq names its product VQ motif-containing protein 22. Bases 83 to 814 code for a protein of 243 amino acids. Lineage: Eukaryota; Viridiplantae; Streptophyta; Magnoliopsida; Fagales; Juglandaceae. The record is from RefSeq and is a predicted model, not a curated record. The transcript has a single exon.